Molecule: messenger RNA, 3545 nt
Organism: Macrobrachium nipponense
Lineage: Eukaryota; Metazoa; Arthropoda; Malacostraca; Decapoda; Palaemonidae
Exons: 6
Coding region: 104-1456 (450 amino acids)
Molecular function (GO): protein binding
Source: RefSeq, a predicted model, not a curated record
GUGCUUGAAGUGGUGCGACAGGGGACGUGGCGAAUCUCUCUCUCUGCAUUUUUAUGAUUAUUGGCUUUUGAAAACUGUGAUAGAAAACAACACUGUAUCUACCAUGUUUGGGAUUAAUAGCAGAACGACCAUCAAUGAAGACGAAAUCCAAAGUGAACUAAUUCAGAAUGGAAGUCAAGGCAGGCAAAGUCGAUCACAUUCCAUCCAAGCUCGUGAUUCGAAGAAUGAUGGUAAUAAUGGCACCCAAGUAAGGGACAACGAAGAUGACGAAGUCGCAUCGCUACUAAGAUCAAAAAGUACCUUGUCUCUGCCCAUCAGGAGUCUCUCUCCUUUUCGGGACGCUCGCCCACCAACGAAUUCUUUAAACGACGACAAUGGUGUAAGUACUAGCAGAAGCAGCACUCCUGAGCUGACAAUGGAACCAUUAGAAGAGGACAAAGAAGAGGAGGAGGAGGAGGAAUUAGGAAAAGAUUUAUUUCAGCUCCAGUUUAGGAAGUCUUUGCUGAAAGCAUUGAGUUCCUUUUCUGAAUCAAGUGAGAAAUCAAAGUCAUUCCUCGCGGCCAAAGACGCUGACCUUCCUCACACGUCCCUUGCAGACCACAAAGGAACAGAGUCCCAGAAAAUACAGAAGAUUUCUGUCGUUUCCAAGAAAUCGAAAGCUAAGAAGAGGAAAACAAAGCAUCUAGCCGAAGAGGUGUUUGACCAAAAUUUAAUCAGUAAAGAAGUCUGUGAGACCCGUGUUAAGAGGAAAAUGAUUACAAGGUCAUCUGCUGCAAAUUUUGUGAAGGAUUCGACCGAUCAUUCUACUUAUCUCAAUAUUUCACAAUCUAAGAUAAAUAUUUUCAAGGCUGCUGAAGAUGGUGACCUUGGAGCAGUUUUGGGAUUGCUCCCUCACACUGGACCUAGUAUUAGGAAGGGGAAGAGGAGACAGUCCCUCCUUCAUGUCUCUGCAGCCAGAGGACAGAGUGACGUUGUCAUGCACUUGCUGAAUUUGAUCAGUCCUAAUACUGUCAAUAAAGACGGCCAGACACCAGCCCACCUGGCAGCCAUGAAUGGCCACACCCACAUAUUGAAAAUAAUGUUCACUGAUAAAGAGUUCGAUCCUGAUCUGGAAGAUAAUUGGCAAAGAACCUUCAGAGACUUGCUUGUAGCCCCCCUCUUCGAAGCGUCUCUGCUUGGAAACAAGAGAAAGAUCGAGGUUUUACUUGAACUUGGAGCAAACCCUGACUAUCAUGCCGGAAAACUAGUUGAAGGAAUACUGUCACGCGAGCUUAAGGUAACAACAGCCCGGCAAUUAGCUGCUGCCAUUUAUGGAGAACCUUUCAUUAGAGUUUACUCAAAGAAAAGGAAAGACUCUGUCAACGGUCUUAAAGUUACAUUCACGAGGAUGCCCAAGCCCAAUUCAAAGAAGCUGAAUUCAUUACAGCCGUGUGUGCCGACAAUGUUCCUCGUCUGAGAAGGAUGUAGUAUAUUAUGAAUCAUGUUCUAGCAGUAAAGAUUUAGGAAUAUGACACAGCAAAUGAAACACCAUUGGAAAACGUCGGCCCGUCCUUUUAUCUCUGGAAUAAUUCACCAAAGCGUACACGGCAACUCAGGUUAUAUACUUCAUUCAUCUCCAUUCAAGGCAUCUCAGUCAUUUCCAGUUUUGGGCAGUGCCCCCAAUCAUACUCACUCCAGCAGGCUUUACUUGAUAUAAUAAAAGCAUAUUGUUUAUCUGAAAAAUGAAGCAACGCAUAAUGUUUCAUUAAAAAAGUAGAAAACAAAACUCUUGUGCAUUGCAGUCUUCUGUUAUUUUAGUGGCAUGCAUUUUCACAUUACUGCGUAGGAGCUAUCAUGUGAGGCACCGAAAUGGUGUAUUGAGAUUGUUUUCACUGACGUCCUGUUUCCACGCAAAUAUCCUAAACAGUCUGUUUUGGCAAAUUUACACCGAGAGACUCACAUCCACCGCAGCUCAUCAGACCUUAACAGAGAACUCUUUUGCUCUGAAUGAAUUUGUAAUUCUCCGUUGAUUUCAUUACUUGUUUUGAAACCAGCCUUUACAAUUCCUGCUGGCCCGAUAUUUCCUUUUCAUGGUCUCUGGUGAUUAUUCAGAGUUCUUAGAAUCUUUGUUCUGAUAACGAUAUAUUUCAAACAGAUAUUCUCUAUGAAUCAAAAUUGUAAAUGACCUAUUUCUAUUUGCACGUAACCACUAUUCAGUUUAAUAAUAAUGAUAAUAAUCUCUUAAAGAUGACUUGGAUAAGGGUGACAACCUUUUGAAUGUUGUACAUCCUACUUGAUAAUGUUAUAAAUACUCGUAUGUCAGUCCUUCAUCACAAAUAAGAAUCUUCAAUUACUCAUAAUCAAGACCAGUUAUACAAACUCUGUGACCCGUAGUGAGGGUUCUUGCUAUCAUCAACCAGCAAGUUCGGUUAAAAAGUGAAUGAAUUCUCUAGUUUCGUAAGUUUUCAUUAGAUGUGAACUAUUGCACGGUCAAACGAAAACAUUGAUGAGUAGUUAGUUAGCACGUUAUUUAGGAUUAAGCCCGCCUUAUGCCGGCAAGAGUUCUUGCUUCUAGAUUUUGAUGCAAUUGCUAUUUGAGAAUAUUAACGAUAGUCAGCAUUGGUUCUCUUUGGGUCGAUGUGGCAAGAGCAUGCUUUCGGCAUCCUUUAGCAUUGAUACUAACUUUGCACAGAAUAGGAAGGGUUAUUUUCCUUGCUUUUUCUUUUUAUUGGUGAAAAAGAAGUCCAUUCAUUAAACACAAGCAAAGUCAUAGACCAUUUCAUUUUUGACGCAAAAAGAAGACUAGUUGCAACAAAGCAAAGUUGGUUAGGAAAAUGCUGAAAAUGCUCAGAAAAGGGCUCUUGAUUAUUUUAUCCUAAGUCCUUCAUUUGAAAAACAUAAGGGAUUAACUUUUAAGAGCUGGUCGAUUAUAGUGAUUUAGUACUUACUAUUUCUAAGAAGUAAAUACUUUUGAGAUAUGUAGAUGUGAACACAUAAAAUGCGAUGAAAAAUUUUGAAGUAUCACUGAAAACCCUCUAAUAUAGUACGUAAAUAAAAAUACGAUAGUAUUAAGGAAGAAUGUACAGUUCACUCACACAGAGGUACAGCAAGAGCUACUUUAAUGCAAUUAUUUUUAGUAAUCAGGUGAAUGACAAUGUUUUGUCAUACCUAUUUCCUGUAGAUUCCCGAAAAUUAGUUGUAGGAACCAUCGUUAGCUGUCUUAUAUUUCCAUUGUUAGUGAUACGAGUAUAAUGCUGGUUUUAAAUGUGUUAUAUGUUACGUCCAGUUAUGAAAAAUUAUAAGUAGAUUGUGCCCUGUCAAGAACCCGCCGAUCGUGUGAUUGAAGAAGUGGAAGCGUAAGACUAAUCGGACUCAUUGCAGAUAAGAACUCAGAGAAUUCCUAUCUGCAAUUAUACAAUUACUAUAUCAUCAAUAGUCAAUUAGCAAAAUAAUUUGGUAAAAUUUACCUAAGUGUGGUGCAACCAUUGACCAGUUCACUUUCUGAACUUUUAGCUUACACUACAACUCGUUUCCGAGCGCAGUUCUUCCAGGGCAUGAUACUGUUU